AUGCGCGCGGACCGCGCCGCGCUGCUCGCGUGGCUCGUCUGCUGCGCGACCGCGCUCUCCGCGCACAAGUACAGCACGCGCGUCGUCAGAACCAAGUACGGACCGCUGCGCGGGAUCGUCGUGCACUCGCAUCCGCAGGUCGAGGCCUACCUCGGAGUGCCGUAUGCCACACCACCAUUAGGUAGUUUAAGAUACAUGCCGCCGGUGACGCCGUCGCAGUGGCGCACGACGCGGCUGGCGGACGCGUCGGGCCCGGCGUGCCCCCAGGUGCCGCCCGCAGCCGCGCCUCGCGACGACGCGUUGUUACUGCACCCGCGCGCGCGCAUUCGACAGUUGGAGCGAUUAUUGCCGGUACUGGCCAAUCAGAGCGAGGACUGUCUUUACGUCAACCUCUAUGUGCCUGUUAAUGGCGGCGAAGAAGGCGAGGGUGGUGGACUUCCGUGUUUGGUAUUUGUGCAUGGAGAAUCCUACGAGUGGAGCUCGGGCAAUGCGUAUGACGGUACCACGUUGGCGGCUAAUGGCAACAUCGUUGUGGUGACCAUCAACUUUAGGUUAGGUGUAUUGGGUUUUUUAAAGACUGGUGCUAAGGGGUCGGCGCAGGGUAACUUCGGUCUGAUGGACUUAGUGGCAGGGCUCCACUGGCUGCGGGAGAACUUGCCGGCAUUCGGGGGCGACCCUGAGCGCGUCACGCUCAUGGGGCAUGGCACGGGGGCCGCGCUAGCGAACUUCCUGGCUGUCUCGCCUGUCGCAAGGGAACUACUGAAGCGCGUCAUCUUGUUAAGUGGGUCGGGACUGAGUUCAUGGGCGCUGCAGAGGGAACCGCUCACGAUAAAAAGAAAGGUGGCUGAGCAGACGGGCUGUCACGGAGACCUGUUAGAAGACGACCUGGCGCCGUGUUUGAGGAACAAGCCUCUAGCUGAGUUACUAGCAGUCAGGCUAGACCCGCCUAGGUUUCUACCAGGAUUCGCGCCAUUCGUCGAUGGCACCGUCAUUGUUAAUCCUUCCGCACCACCUCCUACGGAUAGUUCAAGACUCGGCGCGGGCGCAGCGGCGGUCGCAAACGCAGCUGGACACGAACUCGCCGACUUCUCACAUAGAGAGCUACUGUUUGGACUAACUACCACCGAAUCUUACCUGGAAUUUAACGCCCAAGACUUGGAGUUUGGCUUCAACGAGAGCCGACGGGAUCGCAUUCUUCGCACUUUCGUCCGGAACGCGUACUAUUACCACCUCAACGAGAUCUAUUCGACCUUGAAGAACGAGUACACGGACUGGGAUAAGCCUGUGCAGAACCCGCUCAGCGUGCGCGACGCCACGCUCGAGGUACUAAGUGAUGGACGGACUGCAGCGCCACUAAUCAGAUUGGGGUACCUUCACGCACUUCGAGGUGGAACCACGUACUUUACUCAUUUCCAUCAUCUGUCACAAGACAAGGAUUAUCCACAGAGACCUGGUUCAGUCCAUGGAGAGGAGCUCCCGUACUACCUGGGUGUACCCAUCUCCCUUACGCAUCAUCAGCAGAAUUAUACGCAGCAAGAACAGCGUGUAUCAAAACUCUGCAUCCAUUACAUCUCCAAUUUCGUUCGAUAUGGGAAUCCUAAUGAUCCAUCGGCCACCCCUCCUCCAAGCCCAAUGCUGGGCGAGACUCCACGACUGGGUCCCGAUCAAACACCAUACUGGGAUACAUAUGACACUAUCAACCAACUAUACAUGGAGAUCAGUAGCAAGCCGGAGAUGCGCAGUCACUACCGAGGACAUAAAAUGUCGCUGUGGCUUUCCCUCAUCCCGCAGCUGCAUCGGCCCGGAUCCGAUCUUCCUGACGCUGCCAUGCGACAUCAUCACUUCCAGGAAGACAAUGCUAAUUACUAUGAAGGUGCUGUUCGAGCGCAGUCAAUGUCGCGCGCCCAUGUGCCGCAUGUGGUGGAGCUAGAGGGAGGUGCGCGGGGUGGGACACGCAGUACUGUGCCACCCCGUGCUGCACCUCCUCGCCCUGUCCCCGCAGCACCACCGUCAACAGAGUGUCCACCCAACGCCACAGCACCAACUGUCCAUCCGGAUGAUGCUCUGUUGCGUCGUCUCGCGUCUUCGCACUACCAGUCCUAUACAGCAGCACUGACUGUCACCAUUGCCGUUGGUUGCUUUCUUCUAUUGCUCAACGUCCUUAUUUUUGCUGGUAUCUACCAUCAGCGUGGUUCCCGUCCACGACGCUCGAAGGAUGAUUUAGCAGAAGCAGGUAGCUCUUCCUCUUCUGACAACUAUGAUGGAAAACUAGACUAUGAAGUUCGGGCGUUUGACGGCAAAGGAUUCGGAUUUGAGUGUAAAUCGGCGCACGUGCCUAGAGGAGUGGGCUCCAAAUUUGAUCUUCGAACAUUGUCGGACUGUGGUGAGCCCACUUUUGGCGAGUACAGUUGCUAUGACGAGAAGCACCGCGCAGCGCGUAGUUCCAUGCCUGACGUAAGUGUGGGCAGUGCUAUAGAGGCUGGGAGUGUAGUGUGCAUUGAUACUCAAAAGCCUGACAUUCAGAAGGUGGAAGGUCGGCCGGGUGAUCCCGUUGGCCGCACUAGUACAUUCGAGCCACGUGUGGUGGACAAUUCCACACAGGUAAAGUUUGGCCCAGAUGGCGCAGAGAGCGCGGGCGACGCGGGAGCGGAGGGGGAGGGGGGCGGCAUACUACGCGCGCCACCCGCACCCGCCGCGCCCGCGCCGCCCGGCAUUAUGAAGAAGCGGGUACAGAUACAGGAGAUAUCCGUAUGAGGGUUCCUCGACGCCGCCGCCGAGGUCGUAGUCAACAAGCGGACUAAGUUGUGAUGUGUGUCAUCUAAACGUGUACAUAGAACUGUGAAUGUACUCCUCUCGUGUACGUGUAAAUAAUAAUAUAACAGUGUCUAAUAAUAAUGAGUUGUAAGUGCGCGCUAAAUAGACCCGUGUGACUAGUUCGCCUUACUGUGUUGUGGCGGAACAAAUGCAACCACGUCUUCAUUUUCCGCUCUAUUUCUGAAUGGAUUGCGAAUAUUAAAAGCGGGUAAAGUGAGCGUCGAUGUGAUGUGAUUCAUAAUGGAGGAACGUUUCCACGUCUGGAUAUGAAUAGAUACGCCAGGUGUUACACAAAUAUUUUUCAGCUGAACGACAAUGUCAGACAAUCGGUAAACUACUUGAAAUGCAUUCAGCUAAAAAAAAGUUCUAUAGGUUUUUGCCUGCGGUAUCCUAAAUCAUCCAAUUUGGCCUACUUACUUAAUGAUUGAAGAUAUGAUAAUGGCGUGAAAGGAAUCUUGUUUGAAUAACUGUGAAAGUCAAACUUGGCUCGGGUCCUGUGCUCUAUCUCUGUGCUAUUGAUAUUACCCGACACAGAUAAAUUCAUCCAAGUUGCCUUUUAUGGUAAUAGUAUGCCAGUUACAAUUUAUUUCUACUGUCGGAUAUAGAAUGAAGGAAUUGUAGGCUCUUGUGAAUAUAUACGUAUUUAAUAAAUGUGAAUAUAACAAUAAAUUAGUGACAAAAGACUUAACAACAACCCAACAUUAGCUGUACAUACUUAUAUCAAACGAAGUGUUUCAGGUACGUAGGGUAAAGUUACUAUUAAAGAAAACAUGGUUUAAAAAACAUCGCACACGUUGUAAUUUUUUGUAAAGUUACUUUUAAGUGAGGUGUAUUGAUUUUGAGUAGUUUUUGAUAAGUAAAUAUUGAAAACUUAUUACUUAAUGGACGAGUACACGGAGAGCCAUUAUCCAAGUAAACCAUUACGCUUGCUCCCAAUAAGGUCUCAAAAGGUAAACAGGGUAAUAGACAACAUUGUCUACUCUUCGAUCCUGCAAAAAAUCCCAAUGAAUAAUUGAGUACCACGUUCAGAAGCCAGAUUUAGUAUUGGUAUCACCAGAGUUUUAUACAUAAACGUAAUAAUGUUUGAUACUCACAUAAACAUACACAAAAGGCAGAAUUGUCGAUACAAUAAAUCCCCAAUUAGUCCCUUAUUGUACUUGAACAACAAAUCUUUUAUAUUACUCUGUUACCAGGAAUCGUGCGUUAUCUGCGUAAAAUAAAUCUCCUGAAUUAUUGAAGAAGUCUCAAGAUUUUUUCUUAAGCAUACAUCUUUAGGAAUAUUGUUGAAAAAUGCUGAUAUGUGACAAAAAUUCGAGGUAUUUUCCUCUCAUUUUGAUCCGCUGUAGACAAAUCCCUAGUACUCGUCCAUAUUUUUAUCUUCACAGGAAUUGAUGAUGAUUAAAUUAAUGGUGAGUAAAUAUUUAAACACUUACACCGUUUUCCACAUUGUGACAAAAUGUGAACUAUUAUAAUAAACUCAAUUUAUUUACUUCUGUGCAACAUUGUUCUAUUUACUAAUCAUAAAAUGUAAAAACAAUUUAAUUGUAGAUAAACUGGAAUUGAUUAUAGUCGUAGUACGAUUGUUUCCUAAUUUAAUUUCUAUUCGCUAAUAUAUAUUUUUUAAAUGUUGUUAUAUUUAUGCCAAAACUUUAUUAUGUGCCAAAUGGUAGAAGACUAUUAAAAAUGCUUUCUGUGAAAAAUGUUUUAAAUGAUUGAUAAAAGAGUUUGUAACCAAUUCUGGAGGAUAAAAUAUUUGAUUUGUGUUCAAAGAAUUAUGUAAACGAAUUUGAUUCAACAUAAGUCAUGUAAAGAGUUUUAUAUAUUGUUUCGAAUUCUACGUGUUAUGGACCUAGUUAGAUUUUUUCGAAAGAGAAAUGAAAUUACAAUAAUGAUUAUGGAACUUGGCAUUCGUAUUAUUUUUAUGAGUACCCGCAUAAUACUCAUAGUAACAAUUUUAGAAAAAAAUUGUUGAGUUUGUUACAUCGAUAACUAAGUUAUUAUCAAAAUCACGAUGUAAUAAAUUAAAUAUUAUCAAAAUAUUAUUUGACAUCCUUAGAGGAAUUGCUUAAUUAAGUUGUUAUACAUUAUUGACAUUUUUAUUACUGUUAUGUUAUAAUUUUAUUCAUGUUAUUUCCAAGUAGGAUAAAAUAAACUAAUUAAAGUUUGUACAUGCUGGACAUCAACAUUUUGUUACAAUUUG
Molecule: messenger RNA, 5014 nt
Organism: Spodoptera litura
Lineage: Eukaryota; Metazoa; Arthropoda; Insecta; Lepidoptera; Noctuidae
Product: neuroligin-4, Y-linked
Source: RefSeq, a predicted model, not a curated record